This is a messenger RNA of Nicrophorus vespilloides, 2380 nucleotides long. It is a transcript of the gene Fim, whose product is annotated as plastin-2. The coding region runs from base 216 to 2099 and encodes 627 amino acids. The record is from RefSeq and is a predicted model, not a curated record. Lineage: Eukaryota; Metazoa; Arthropoda; Insecta; Coleoptera; Silphidae. Gene Ontology annotation, molecular function: calcium ion binding; actin filament binding. Gene Ontology annotation, cellular component: actin filament; cytoplasm; actin filament bundle. Gene Ontology annotation, biological process: actin filament bundle assembly; actin filament network formation. The transcript has 6 exons.
GAAAAGCCCAGUCCGAGUCGGCACGAGACGAGCCUCCCCAAAAAAUCCAACCUACCAGAGCUAGUCAAACAGAAUUCAGGCAUAUUUUAUCAAUAGCAUGCAAAGUAGCCAAUACAUAUAGAGGAAAGGAAGGGGAAAGGCGAUAAUGCUUUUGAACGUACUGAAAGUAUAGACAUAGAAGUCAAGUAGUAUCGAGAGUGAGUGCGUGCUUCAAUAUGGCCGAGAAAGCGAAGUUGACGAUGGAUGAGCAAUCCGAAAUCAAGGAACAAUUCACGCUGAUAGAUACUAAUAACGAUGGUUUCAUCGACAUCAAGGAACUCCGCGAGGCUUUGACCAAAUGCGGCUUCAAGUUGCCGGGAUGGCAAGUGCGCCAGAUGGAGGAAGAGUUCAAGAACAAGAAUCGUACCAACCAAGAGGGAAAACUCUCGUACGAUGAAUUCGAAAAACUCUGCAGCGACUUGAAAGCCAACGAAGUUGCCAGCAAGUUUAAGCAGGUGGUCACUCGCAGGGAAAACUUGCAACAUCUUGGUGGAACAUCCAAUGCCUCCAACGAAGGUACCACUCAUUCCGUUCGCGUUGAAGAGCAGCUUGCCUUCUCCGAUUGGAUCAACGCCAACCUAAAGAAGGACAAGGACCUUCAACAUUUAUUGCCAAUAGACUCUGAUGGCAAAUCUCUUUAUGACAAGGUCACAGACGGCAUCCUACUUUGCAAAGUAAUAAAUCACUCAUGCCCAGACACAAUCGAUGAGAGAACCAUCAAUAAGAAGAAUUUGACCCUAUAUACCAAAUUAGAGAAUUUAACUUUGGCGUUAUAUUCAUCGCAAGCUAUUGGCUGCAACGUUGUUAAUAUCGACGCCCAUAGCUUGUCCAAGGGUACACCGCAUCUGGUCCUUGGUCUGCUGUGGCAGAUUAUCCGCAUCGGUCUCUUUAAUCAGAUCUCUUUGGAGAACUGCCCAGGACUGACCGCUCUUCUUGCCGAUGAUGAGAAGAUAGAGGAUCUACUUAAGCUCUCUCCGGAAGCGAUUUUACUCAGAUGGGUAAACUACCAUAUGGAAAGGGCCGGCGUCAACCGUCGCGUGCACAACUUCACCAGCGACAUCGUCGACUCGGAAGUGUAUACACACUUACUCAAGCAGAUCGCCCCUCAAGACUCCGAUGUAAACACCGAAGCCCUUUACAUAAACAAUUUAGAAGAGCGUGCCGAACUCAUGUUGAAGCAGGCAGCUAAAUUGAAGUGUCGCUCAUUCGUCACACCCCAGGACGUCAUAAACGGAGUUUACAAGUUGAAUUUGGCCUUCGUUGCUAAUUUAUUCAACAACCAUCCUGCAUUGGAACAAACCAACGGCGUGCUCGAAGGAUAUGAGACCGUCGAAGAGACCAGAGAAGAAAAGACUUACAGAAACUGGAUCAAUUCGAUGGGCGUUUCACCUCACGUGAACUGGUUAUAUUCCGAUUUGGCCGAUGGGCUUGUCGUCUUCCAACUAUACGACAUCAUCAAACCAGGAAUUGUUAACUGGAACAAGGUCCACCGCAAAUUCUCCAACUUACGCAAGUUUAUGGAGAAAUUGGAAAACUGUAACUACGCCAUUGAACUUGGCAGAGAGAUCAAGUUCUCACUAGUUGGCAUCGCUGGUCAAGAUAUCCGCGAAGGCAACGUUACGUUGACCUUAGCUUUGAUCUGGCAGCUGAUGCGUGCUUACACUCUGUCCGUUUUGACCCAAUUGGCCAAGAGCGGAAAUCCCAUUGUUGAGAAAGAGAUCGUACAAUGGGUUAACAAGAAGCUUUCCGACGCCAACAAGAAGUCUUCCAUUAAGAGCUUCCAGGAUUCCAGUAUCGCUGAUGCCACCGUCGUCAUCGAUCUGAUUGACUCUAUUAAACCGGGUGCCAUCAACUAUGACUUAAUCAAGACCGGUGGAUCCGUUGAAGAUAACCUAGACAACGCAAAAUAUGCCAUCUCCAUGGCUCGCAAAAACGGUGCACGAGUUUACGCACUUCCAGAAGAUAUCACCGAGGUGAAACCCAAGAUGGUUAUGACCGUGUUUGCCUGCUUAAUGGCAUUGGACUACGUGCCCACCAUGGACAGCGCCCCAGAACAAUAGUAUUCAUCCCUAUAAACAUCAACAGAGCUUUCUACUUUAUUUAAACCACUACAUUGAUACAAUUAUAAUGAUUUUUUUUAUAUACAUUUAAACAAGAUUAUCAAAUCUGUGAUUGACAUUAUAUAAUACAUAUUCCAUUAGAUACUUAUACUUGUAACCUAUAUCAGGAAGCCACUAGUCCGAAUGAGUAUUUCGCGAUUGAAGGCACUUGAAAUAAAAGGAAAUCAACUAGUGAAUGCGCAAAAUAUUUGUGCAACGACUUGGGUUUAAUGUCGAUCAUA